AUGUCUGGCAUCAGCCGCGAAGCGCUGGAGGAACGGCUUCGGCUGCUCAUCCGUGAGCAUCCACGCGACACUGGGCCACAGCUGCUGUGGCACCUGGAGCGCCAGGGCUUUCGACUGGAUCCGUCCCAGGAUGCCGCCCAUGUUCGCAGUCUUGCGCGGAAGAUAAAGGGCCCUUUGCCGGAUCCCGCUGCUGGGCUCAAUGGUGCCUUCGACCACCUUGUCAAGAUGAAGGCUGCGACCACAGGGCGGCCGGAUUUGGUGUCGAUGACGAUGUCAAUGGGCGGGGGCCCAAAAUGGCCAAGUGGCAGCAUGCGCGGGCGCAAGCAAAAAUCUACAGAUGGGAUCGCUGACUGGCCAGAUUACUUCCUAGAUGAGUUCGCAGAUGUUCACGGGAAGAAUCUCGAGUGGUUUGCAGAAGAGAAGAAGAAGGCAGUGCCGAGUUCAAAGGGGAAGUCACAGAGAGAGCGCAAUGAGCGCCGCAAGGCAAAGCAACGUGCAAGUGCUUCGACUGAAGUGGGAGGCCAGGCGUCCGCUGAGCCUGCAGCACCGGAACCCACGCACAAUGAUGAGCUUUACAUUUGGCUGAUCGAUGCCUAUCGGAUGCGCUGUCAUGAUGAUUUACAGUGGCGAGGCGGCAUCCGCCGCGGCAUCUACGAGCAGAUGACCCGAGUCGAGAACCGUUUGCACCCGUUGGACGAAACGGGAGUGGUUUCGAAGAAGACACUGUCCGAUUUGGAGCAUCUUGAUGUGAAUGGCGUCCAGUUUGUUGUUGAGCGAGAGGCGGAUGCUGCGACCGCCUUCCCUACACCCUUGUCAGUUGCACAAGACUUUUUCCUUUACUGCAAGCUUGUCGAGCAACGAGAGAAAUAUCCGCCGGAGUUUGACUUUGAAAGGUUUCGCUGGCCAGGAAGCUGCUCCCAAAGCGAUUCCAAAAGACGCCAAGUUCAAGUACGGCGAUGA
Symbiodinium sp. CCMP2456 is the source of this 960-nucleotide messenger RNA. The record is from the annotation of a GenBank genome assembly. Lineage: Eukaryota; Dinophyceae; Suessiales; Symbiodiniaceae.